CUUCUUCCCCCACUUCCUUUUAUGAAAAGAGUGGAAAUUGCCCUCUCAUGAAACCAUACACUGCAUGACGACGACGUUCAACUUUCUUUAUUUCCAUCACAUUCUUCUCAAACUUUGUCCUCGACCCGUUUCAUUUAUAACCCCCAUUUGAAGUUCUUGUUUUUGGCCCUUCUUCACAUUUUGAUCGGUUCUGAGGCAUCCUUUGGAUUUCAAAUUUUGUGGGUUACUCUGCUUUUCCUCAUGCCUACUCUCAUUAAUUACAGUGGGGAUGAUGAAUUUUACUCUGGGAGUUCAUUUUACCCGAGUUCUAUGGUGAAUUUGAGCUGUAUUCUGCCAUUUUCUUCUCGUGUGGAUGUGCAUUUUCAGCCGACAAAAAGGGUUCGCACCAGUUUUCGAGUUGCAUUUGAGAGAAGGGGUUAUGAGCAAGGGGCUGAAAGACUUUGUAUUGAUGAUCUUCCUGAUGAAUGCCUCUUUGAAAUCUUUAGACGCCUCCAAAGUGGGAAAGCAAAGAGCUCUUGUGGGUGCGUCUCUAGGCGGUGGCUUAUGCUUCUAAGCAACAUCCGUGGGGCUGAAACUUGUAACAACUCAUUUGGGUCCUUAAAGAAUCAACAUCAGUGUCCUGUUUCUGAUAACAUUGAAAUUAGCGGUGGUUGUGACGACCAAGAACUUGAAAAUAAUGGAUAUCUUACCAGAACUUUGGAGGGAAAGAAAGCAACGGAUACAAGACUGGCUGCUAUUGCUGUAGGAACUAGUAGCCAUGGGGGAUUAGGGAAGCUCUCUAUUAGAGGGAUGAACUCUUGCUGUAGAGUUACUAAUGUUGGUCUUAUAUCGAUAGCCCGUGGUUGCCCCUUGCUCCGAGCUCUCUCUCUCUGGAAUGUUGCUUUGAUCGGCAACGAGGGCCUGUCGGAAAUAGGUGAAGAAUGCCAUUUUUUAGAGAAGCUUGAUCUUUGUCAAUGCCCUUUGAUCUCCAACAGGGGUUUGAUUGCAAUAGCUGAAGGAUGUCCCAAUUUGACUGUUUUGAGUAUUGAAUCUUGUCCAAACAUUGGGAAUGAGGGUCUGCAAGCUAUUGGAAGAUCAUGUCCUAAGCUGCAGUCCAUCUCUAUAAAGGAUUGCCUGCUUGUCACGGAUCGUGGGGUUUCGAGUUUAAUCUCAUCUGUUUCUUCUUCUUUGAAUAAAGUGAAGCUUCAGGCCUUGAACAUUACUGACUGUUCUCUUGCUGUGAUUGGACGUUAUGGCAUGUUUAUCACCCAUCUGACCCUCAGCAGCCUCCAAAAUGUGAGUGAGAAGGGAUUUUGGGUGAUGGGAAAUGCUCAAGCUCUGAAGCAAUUGAUGUCAUUGACAAUUAGUUCUUGUCAAGGAGUGACAGAUGUGAGCCUUGAAGCCAUAGGAAAAGGAUGUAAAAGCUUGAAGCAGAUGUGCCUUCGUAACUGCAGUUUCAUAACCGAUUAUGGACUUGAAGCCUUUUCCAAGGCUGCAAGAUCACUCGAGGGCCUUCAAUUGGAGGAGUGCAACAGAAUCACUGUUUCGGGUAUUAUUGGUUCGUUGACAAAACAUGAAGCGAACCUGAAAUCUCUAGUCCUUGUUAAGUGCUCAGGAAUCAAGGAUACAGCUCUGCAACUUCCCCUGGUCUCUCCCGUCCUAUCUCUUCGAUCGCUGUCGAUACGCAAUUGCACAGGUUUUGGUGCUUCAAGCCUCGCCAUGGUUGGGAGGCAGUUCCCUCAUCUUCAGCACCUUGACCUCGUGGGGCUCUAUGGUUUAACAGAUGCAGCGCUGCUUCCUCUGUUGAAGAGCUGUAAAGGGCUUGUCAAGGUGAAUCUCAGUGGCUGCUUGAAUUUAACCGACAAAUCGGUUCUCGCCUUGGCUAAACACCAUGGAGGAACCCUUCAGCUGCUUAAUCUUGAUGGGUGCAGGAAGAUCACUGAUGAGAGCUUAAUGACAGUAGCAGACAACUCACUAGUCCUCAAUGAACUAGAUGUUUCCAAUUGUGCAGUUUCUGAUGUCGGGCUUGCUGCGCUCGCUCGUGCCAAGCUGAUCAAUCUUCUAAUCCUCUCAUUGUCAGGCUGCAGUGGGAUAUCAAGUAAAAGCUUGCCUUUUCUUGAGAGAUUGGGAAAAACACUGGUGGGUUUGAAUCUCAAACACUGCAACUCAAUCAGCAGCAGCUCAAUUGAGAUGCUUGUAGAGAACUUGUGGAGAUGUGACAUCCUUGUAUAAACAAAGGACCAAACGGAUUUCAUCUGAAUUCAUGCAAAAUAAAAGUAAUGGCACUUGACAGCUUGGUUGUUGUCUAUGGAACAAUAUUUUACACAAAAGCUUGGUUUUUCCAUCUUGGCUUGUACUGAUGAACAUGAACCGAUUCCUAGUCAAUUAUGUAGCCAAAAAGGUCAAGCUCUGUUCUUGGCUUCAACCCUUGUCUGGACUCUGGGUUUGGACUAGCGGUUUCAUUACAACUCUGUAAACUGUUCUUUCUUUUGUCGGAAACAUAGUUUUUUUUUUG
This is a messenger RNA of Momordica charantia (bitter melon), 2494 nucleotides long. Its product is annotated as EIN3-binding F-box protein 1-like. Gene Ontology annotation, molecular function: protein binding. Gene Ontology annotation, biological process: SCF-dependent proteasomal ubiquitin-dependent protein catabolic process. Gene Ontology annotation, cellular component: SCF ubiquitin ligase complex. The record is from RefSeq and is a predicted model, not a curated record. NCBI's taxonomy places the organism in Eukaryota, Viridiplantae, Streptophyta, Magnoliopsida, Cucurbitales, Cucurbitaceae.